UCUUCUUAGCUCGAUAACGUUAUGGGAAAAGGGUUUGAUUGAUAAAUGUGGCAACUCGUCUGUCGCUGCAAAAAAAAUAAAACGUCGGCUAGUUUUAAGCACUUGUGAGCGAGUUUUCUGAGCUCACUGCCUAGACAUAUUUUGCUAGAACCUGGCAACCCUGCCAUCGCAGCGGGUGGUCAGUGAAGAAACUGAGGCGAAGUUCAGGCUUUUUCUCUCGCGAGGAAGGACGCCGUUAUCGAAAUCCCUACAAACAACACGAGAAUUCAUCAUUCACACGGUCUGAAUAAUGUCGGAACAAGAUUUGGCGGAGAUAGUGCAGAUAGCAGUGGAGGACUUGGGCCAGGGCGACCAGACUGAUGUGUUGGACAAUCAUGAAGAUUCUGAUGACAAGCCUGACAGGAAAAGGCCAAGGGUGGACAACAGCACCCAGGAUGCCUCUCUAAAGACCUUGUUGUACUCCAUCAGCCAGACGAUCUGCCAGCGUCUGGACAACAUGGAGGCCAAGUUGCAGAUGGUAGAGGUCACGUGCCGGACCCUGGAGAAGAAGCUGGAUGCCGUGGUCAACAAGAACCAGGCACCCAUCCAGGUCCCUAUGGUGGCCGGCUCCCCUCUGGGGGCCACCCAGACCUGGAACAAAGUGCGCUGUGUUGUUCCACAGACCAAUGUGAUAGUGAGCCAAGACCGACCGAAGGGUCAGGAGGAGUCAGUAACUCGAGGGGCAGAUUCACUGGAGAACCUCCUUAGCAACACAGUGGGCGGGCGGAGGCAGAACACGUUCUUGGUGAAGGUACCGGCGCCGGAGGACAGCCAGGAGGAACAGGAGAGCGGAUCAGAGGCCAGCGACUCAGUGUCCAACAGUGGCCAGGCCAACAACUCCCAGAGCACCCAGAACGUCACCCUGAUCACCCUCAACUCCGAGGACGACUACCCAGCAGGUACGUGGCUUGGCGACGAGAACAAUGCAGAGAUGCGUGUGCGCUGCCCAGUGUUGCCGGGCGACAUGCUCCACCUCAGCACCAACUGCCGCACAGCGGAGAAGAUGGCGCUGACGCUGCUGGACUACCUUUUCCACCGCGAAGUGCAGGCCAUGUCCAACCUGUCAGGACAGGGCAAGCACGGCAAGAAGCAGCUGGACCCGCUCAUGAUCUACGGCAUACGCUGUCACCUGUUCUAUAAGUUUGGCAUCACUGAGUCGGACUGGUACCGGAUCAAGCAGAGCAUCGACUCCAAGUGUCGCACGGCGUGGAGACGCAAGCAGCGCGGCCAGAGUCUGGCGGUCAAGAGCUUCUCCAGACGUAGCGCCAACGCACCGGGCAGCUCAGAGGGUGGCGCUGUGGCGGAGGUGGCUCACAUGGAGGGGGUGACCCAGCAGACUCUACACUACACCCUGGCCAACCAGGCCGUCCAACAGGUUCAGAUCCACCGCAUAGGAGAGGAUGGACAGGUCCAAGUGAUCCCUCAGGGACACCUCCAUAUUGCCCAGGUCCCACAGGGGGAAGAGGUGCAGAUCACACAGGACAGUGAGGGGAACCUUCAGAUCCACCAGGUGCAUGUUGGGCAGGAUGGACAGGUGCUGCGUGGGGCCCAGCUGAUAGCAGUGGCGUCAGCUGACGGAGGUGCCACAACAGUGGAGGGCUCCCCCCUACAGGCCAGUGACAUCCAGGUGCAGUACGUCCAACUGGCCUCUGUCAACGAGCACACCGCUACUGUACAGGCGGCAGAACUGGCACCAGCCAUGCAGGGUGAGAUGGAGGAGAAGGAGGGAUCCAUCCAUCUGCCAACAGGGGAGAAUGGGGAGGUGGUGCAGAUUGUCAGUUCUGUGGGCACCUGAGGUGCCUGGAGAGAGAGAUGGCCACCACAGAGAUACAGAGGUGUGGAUGAAAGGGAUGGGGAGUGGGGGAUUCAAUAAAUAGAGACAAUUUUAAAUAAACAAACAAUGAAAUAAGAGAGAAAAAUUUGCAAAUGUCAACAGAACAGAUCAAGAGAAGUGUUUUAGUUAAUUAGUUAUUCCUCUGAUUGAUUGUCAUCAUCAGAAGAGGACCUGGACUGGGAUUAAACCCCACCCAUGAAGGAUGCUGCUCAGGCAGACCGACCCUCACUGGCUACACCUCAGCACUGGAAAAGCAUGGAGCUAUUAGAAGUUAAGCCGAUUGGCUCAAUUUACAGUUACAGUAGGCUAGGCUAACCCCCUGGACACGUACUUCACACAACCAAUACUGUACUGUUCUCCUCUAUAGCAUCCUGCAAUCGUGUCAUGUUGGACUGCUGUGGAAAGUAGUACAAGCCUAAAACGGGCACUUAUUCAUAGUUGAGUUUUCUUUGGCUUUGCCUGUCUGUCCAUCAUUUCUGGUCUGGACCGCGGCUUUCGUUGCCAUCUUUUCCCAGCUUGUUUUCAUAUUGGUUAACCCACAUACAGUGGGGUCUGAAAUUAUUCACACCCUUGAUAAAGAUGAGCAAUAAUGACUGUAUUAAGUAAUUAAAUUACUGAGCUAUAUUGUAUGCUCAAAAAAAAUGUGGUAAUUAUAUUUUUUUCCUAAUGCAAUUGCUCAAAUGUUUUUAGUAAACUCAGCAAAAAAAGAAACGUCCUCUCACUGUCAACUGUGUUUAUUUUCAGCAAACUUAACAUGUGUAAAUAUUUGUAUAAACAUAACAAGAUUCAACAACUGAGACAUAAAGUGAACAAGUUCCACAGACAUGUGACUA
This is a messenger RNA of Salmo salar (Atlantic salmon), 2706 nucleotides long. RefSeq names its product protein BANP. The record is from RefSeq and is a predicted model, not a curated record. Lineage: Eukaryota; Metazoa; Chordata; Actinopteri; Salmoniformes; Salmonidae. Gene Ontology annotation, biological process: negative regulation of protein catabolic process; protein localization to nucleus. Gene Ontology annotation, molecular function: DNA binding.